Marasmius oreades (fairy-ring Marasmius) is the source of this 1794-nucleotide messenger RNA. RefSeq lists its product as uncharacterized. The transcript has 11 exons. Gene Ontology annotation, molecular function: metalloendopeptidase activity; zinc ion binding. The record is from RefSeq and is a predicted model, not a curated record. The coding region runs from base 1 to 1794 and encodes 597 amino acids. NCBI's taxonomy places the organism in Eukaryota, Fungi, Basidiomycota, Agaricomycetes, Agaricales, Marasmiaceae.
AUGAUCUUCUUCAACCGGCUUUUCUCCUCUGUUCUUCUCGCCAUUCUGUAUGCCUCCUACAACAAUGCCGCUGCUCGUCCUUCAGAUGCAAUAUACAGCACUCACCAUACGAGGGACCUCGGAAAUGGCGUCAAGCUUCAGAUUUUCCAUCCUCCCUCCAACUAUAACACUUACGGGGAGGGCCUUGACGUUCCUUCAUCAUUCUUCGAUGCUCCGAUUGAAGAGAAGACUGUUUCCUUUGUCUCGUCGAAGCUCAAUGUGGACUCGGGGAAAGUUUCAUUCAAGUCCGGGUACACCAGCGACAACGGCGAAUCGUUUGGCUACGCUCAACAAGUUCAUGACGGUGUUCCCAUUGCGAAUGCUGUGGCCAACGUUGCAUUCAAAAACAACAAAGUUGUCGCUUUUGGUCAAUCAUUCAUUGAUACCUCUAAAGCUGCGGAUUCCAAACCAUCGGUUGAUGUUUCCACCGUCAUUCCAAAGGUGGAACAGACUUUGCAAGGCAAAAAGAACGACAUCGAGCCGACUGUCAAGUAUCUCGCUCAGCAAGAUGGCUCUCUUGCUCUCGUGCAUGCAUUCCAAGUCGAGAACGACGAAGCUGGGACCUUCUAUGAAGCUUUUGCCGAUGCACACACUGGAGAAUUACUCUCUGUUACCGACUUUGUCGCCAAAGCCUCUUACCGUGUUGUCCCAAUCUUUAAACAAGACAUUACAGAGGGUCUCGAAUUACUCACAAACCCCGCGCUCACCUCCGCAUCACCCCAAGGAUGGCAUUUUUUGAAAGGCGUAAAUACCACUGAUACUUCCGGUAAUAACGUCGUCACCUACAAGGGUGCGACGACGGCUACUACCAAACAAUCAACUAGUGGUCUUGUCUUCGACUACACAUACAACCCUAGCGUUGGCCCGACUGCAGGAGCCAACCUCGAUGCUGCGCGCACGAACGCUUUCUACUUAAUCAAUGCCUACCACGAUACGUUGUACCAGUAUGGUUUCACGGAAAGCAAGUUCAACUUCCAGUUCGACAACCUCGGGAAGGGCGGUGUCGGGAAUGACCCAGUUUACGUCAGUGUUCAAGACGCUUCUGGAGUCAACAACGCCUUCUUUGCUACUCCUCCCGAGGGUCAACCUGGACGGUGCAGGAUGUACAUUUUCACACUUACGAAUCCGAACCGGGAUGGUACCCUAUCAAACGAUAUCGUAAUUCAUGAAAUGACCCAUGGCCUCAGCAACCGACUGGUCGGUGGUGGUAGAGCCGCUUGCCUACAGACAUUCGAGUCCCAAGGUUUGGGUGAAGGGUGGUCCGACGCUGUUGCCGACUGGUUUGUCCACUCUGAUUCUCCUCAGAUUACCGACUUUGCGUUUGUUCCUUGGCUAUUUAACAGCCCUCGGGGUGGUCGAUCAAGGCCCUAUUCAACUUCCACAACGACCAACCCUUAUACAUAUUCCACUCUUCGUGGGCUGAAUGAAGUACAUGAUAUCGGAGAGGUCUGGGCAAACAUCCUCCAUAACGUGUACGCUCAACUCGUAAGCGCACGCGGGUUCUCCACCACGGCUCGAACGAGUGCGAGUGGAACCCAAGGAAACAUUGUCUAUAUGCGACUUCUCGUUGACUCCUUUUCUUUAUUACCUUGCAACCCCACUUUCAUACAAGCUCGUAACGGGUUCAUUCAAGCUGAUAUCAAUCGAUAUGGCGGUGCCAAUAAGUGUCUGUUGUGGAGGGCGUUUGCUAGUAGGGGUAUGGGUUGGAGUGCUGCGAAUUAUAACGAUGCUUUCGAUCUUCCCCAGGGUUGUUAA